AUGUUCAACAGUGCACUCGCGCGGAAACGCAUGUAUUACCGACAACUGCUUUUGUCAAGACUGGAAGUCCUCCAGGGUAUCCUCCACGAGAAGAAGCUGCGUAAUCUGCCCAUCUCGAGUCGAGAGGCCCGCUGUGUGGCUCGACUGACUGAUCUGCGCGACGCGGAGGAUUCAGUACUCUCCAAGGCCACUGAUAGGUUUCAACAGUUAAUGAAUGCUGUGCAUCAGAAAGAUGAUGCUUUGGUGCGGGGCAUGGAGCUCUAUCCAGGCUAG
Messenger RNA from Dibothriocephalus latus, 273 nucleotides. NCBI's taxonomy places the organism in Eukaryota, Metazoa, Platyhelminthes, Cestoda, Diphyllobothriidea, Diphyllobothriidae. The record is from the annotation of a GenBank genome assembly.